UUAGAUACCGUUCCGGUUUCUCUUCUAACCUCAUAUCUGCUUCUUCUGCUAUUGCCAUGGCGGCGGAGUCAAGUGCAGACCUUUCUUUGGUUCCCGAUAGCCGCAAAAGAAGAAUAGAAGAGUCAGAACCAGACCCAUCAUCUUCGUAUGAAUUCACGAACAUCAACAAACUCUCUGAUCUUUUGUUGUUCGAGAUCCUUUUUCGACUCCCAUGUCGAUGGGCUCUCCAAUGCAAAUCCAUCUCAAAGCGCUGGCUUUCUCUUAUUUCCCAUCCUUACUUUAUUCGUCGCUACAUUCACCACCGCCACUCAGACUCACAACAACAACCCUUUACUCUUCUGUUACAGUAUGUACACAACUCUGAAAAAACCAUCCUGGUUCUUCCAUCCCAUAAUUCUGAAUUCUUCACCGACUCUACCAAUGUCGGACUCGAUUUUCUCAACUUUCUCCCUUUGAAAGCAAGAAAAAACGACCCAUUUUGCGUCGAAGUCGAAGCAUCGUUCAACGAUUUAUUGCUGGUACGCCACGAAGUAAAGUUUUGCGAGUAUUUCAUCUGCAAUCCAUUUACCAAACAAUGGCUGACCCUCCCUCCGAGAACGACCAGUUUCGUUAUGGUUGGCUUUGUAUGCAAACCCUAUUGCCUUGACAAAGAGCAAGGGUGUGUUACCAAUGUGCAUUAUAGAUAUAAGGUGGUACGCAUUCAUUCUCCGGCUGAAACCAAUACUACUCAGUUACGUAUGGAGAUAUUUUCUUCCGAAACUGGUGAAUGGCGAGACUCGGUUGUUUCGUCGCCGCGGGGAUUGAGUCCCUUCAAAGUAGAGUCUCUGCAUGCUGGUGUUGUUGCCUGCAAUGGGAUGCUGCAUUGGGUGAACACAGAUGAAGAGAAUAAAUUCAUCAAAGGUUUUGUGGUGUUCGAUACAUUCAACUACGCAGAACGAUGCCAUUAUCUCGAUCCACCUAUAGACAUUUCACCUAAACACUUUGCUGUUUCCAUCGGCGAAUUCCAAGGGCGUCUUAGGAUAUUCCAAGGCGGACAUGGUCGCAAUGAUGCUUACAAUUCUUACAAUUUUUCGGUUUGGGAACUCGAGGACUACAGUGAUGCAGGUACAUGGUGCAUGAAACACAAAGUUCACUUCAAGGACAUGGUUUCAGAACAUUCCGAGAUUGUUCAGAUCAUUAAGAUAAUGGGGGAGUACGAGCUCCCGCCGCCCGUGUUGUUUCUAGCUUUCGACCCAAUUGAUGAUGAAAUUGUCUUCUUACAAUUCCGCCAUCACGUUGUCUUGUGUAACAUGAGGACGGGGGUAUUGAAAAUGGCUGGCGAAUUACUACGAGAUAGGGGGAAAAUCUUAUCUGAAGUUUCCGGUUUCCUUUGGUCAGUACCUACAAAAUAUGCAUUUUUACUUGGGCAGCCAUCGUGGCCAACACCUGUUCCUCCCCUCCCAUUGAAGUUUGAUGAAUGCCCUUCCAAUUGUUAGUUACUGAAGUACAUUUCAGCUGAAAGUUGUUAACUGUAUGCUACUCUUUGUUGUUUAUUUAGUCUUCUGAUCUUAAUUUCCUUCUUUUUCUGUAGUGCUUACAUGACACAUUUGGAUUGGAAAUUAGAUCUUUAUUCUGAUCCCUGAAAACUCUUGUCAUAUCUGUAAGAUUGAGCACCUGAACUCAAAAUCAUUGUUGAAAUUUUGGAUAGUGGUGUGUUUUUUUUUUUAGUAUGCAAGAACAUUUGUAGAUAGCCAUCAAAGGCCAAAACUUCAAGUGCUUUUCUUUCGAAAUUAUGUUUUGGCUUAAUUAGCUACCAAUAUGAAUUUUGUAGCAAUUGAGUAUACCUUGUAUUUCUCUGAUUCAAACGUGUUGUGAUCAUGUUUUCCUUUCAAUUGUCUAGUGGACAAGAGUUUCUAAUGGAAUAGAAGUUUUUUUCUUUUGUGAA
Messenger RNA from Quercus lobata, 1924 nucleotides. RefSeq names its product F-box protein At3g26010-like. Lineage: Eukaryota; Viridiplantae; Streptophyta; Magnoliopsida; Fagales; Fagaceae. The transcript has a single exon. The record is from RefSeq and is a predicted model, not a curated record. The coding region runs from base 57 to 1475 and encodes 472 amino acids. Gene Ontology annotation, molecular function: protein binding.